AGUGUUCUUUGUGCCGUAAUAAUAGGGCUAUUCCACGUUUGCGUUUACAUUGUUCCUAAAUAUUUGGGGCGCAUUGAGAAGGACCGAAGAACACCACCAGGCCACCAGCCUCUGGCAACAACGUGCGAUUGUGGACCGCUGGUGAUUGUAGAAAAUUGUCGCAGGCAACGGUAGGCUUCUUUGAUAGCAGAAGUUGGGAAAGUGAUGGAAGAAACCAUGGCGAUAGACAAAUCGUCCACGGAUAAUGCAUCUGGGCAGCAAACCAAUGGCAAAACUGAAGGAGACGAGAACGCCAAAACUGGGGUCAAACGCCGUCAGUCUGGCCAGGGAGGAAAUCGCAAAAAGAGGUCUAAGUCUGCUCAACCAAAGAUGGUGCUGCCAAAAAAUGCACUCAUGCAGCUGAACGAACUGAAACCAGGCCUCAAGUACUCUGUCGAGUCCCAGGAAGGCCCACCACACCAGCCCAGCUUCAUGGUCUCUGUUGAAGUUGACGGACAGAAGUUUGUUGGCCGGGGCCAGUCCAAGCAGCUGGCAAAGCACGCAGCAGCACAAGCAGCCCUACAGUCUUUCGUGCAGUUUCGUAACGUUCCCGAAGCGUACUGGGCCAUGAGUCGUAAUGUAAAGUCUGUUGGAGACUUCACCAGUGAUGACAUGGGUGCAGAUGACAGCCUCAGCACCUUCAACAAAUUUGCUUCUGGAGCUGUGACCGAGUUUCAUAAGGACCAGUUGAAACAGUUCUCAGCUGAGGAUGAGAACAGCAACGCCAAAAAGGCAGCGGCACGUGCAGCGGAAGAGGCAGAUAAGAAGAACCCAGUGAUGCUGCUUAACGAGUUACAACCCGGCUUAGAGUACACAUUGGUGUCGGAAAAUGCUACCAUUCCGACCCAGCGUUUCACGAUGUCUGUGACUGUUGCCAGUGGGGAGACAUACGAAGGAUGCGGUUCCAACAAACGCCUAGCCAAGGCGGCCGCAGCCAGAGCUGCUCUCCUCAAGCUCUACAACAUCAUGGCAGGUCCUGGUUCUGUGGCACAGUUCGGCGACCCAGCUGUCAAUUCCCUGCCGCAAGAACUCUCUGAUCGUCUCAGCGGGAAGGUGAACGAGUGGUUGCUGAAAGUGAUGGCCGACAGUGCCGAUAGUGCUAAGUGGAAAGUGCUGGCAGGUAUUGCCAUGACAACGGAGGGUACGGAAGAAGUACGAGUCGUGGCUGUGGCUACGGGUACAAAAUGCAUCAAUGGAGAGUACAUCAGUAUGAAUGGGUUUGUGCUGCAUGAUUGCCACGCCGAAGUGGUCUCGCGGAGGUGCUUCAAGGAUUUCCUCUUUUCUCAAUUGGAACUGUGGCAGCAAGGCCGUGGUUCAGAGACUGUUCUGGAGCCACGUGAGGAUCAGUGUGGAUUCAGGGUCAAGCCUGGUAUCAAAUUUCACUUGUACAUCAGCACAUCUCCUUGUGGGGACGGCCGAAUUUUCUCUCCCCACGAGUUGCAGAGCAGCCCCGAACCUCUCCCAGCGGAUCGCCACCCUAACCGCCGCGUACGAGGUCUCUUGCGUACCAAGAUUGAGGCCGGUGAAGGCACCAUCCCACUUAAGUCGACCCCAGUACUUCAGACGUGGGACGGUGUUCUGCACGGGCAGCAGCGUCUGCUGACCAUGUCUUGUUCGGACAAGAUGGCACGCUGGAACGUGUUGGGCCUGCAAGGAGCUCUGUUGUCUCAGUUUGUGGAGCCCAUUUACCUGGAAAGUGUCAUUCUGGGGUCACUGUAUCAUCCAGGUCACAUGCAGCGUGCCAUGUGGGGACGGUUGGAGAGUCGUCUGACUCUGCCCGAAGGCUGUGAUCCCUUCUUUCGGCUCCACAAGCCCAAGCUGGGUGCCAAGAGUAGCCCAGAGUCUCGGCAGGUGAACAAAUCACCAAACUUCAGCAUCAACUGGACGGAGGGCUGCGAUGGGCCUGAGGUGGUAAAUGCCACGACGGGGAAGCUGGAAGAUGGCCUUGUUUCAAGACUUUCCAAGCGAACCCUUUUUGAGAGGUUUCUCAAGCUCUAUGGUAAUGUGCCGUCUAUUCUCGCCCAGGAUCCUACAAAGCCUCCAAGGCUGUACUCAGAUGCAAAACAUGCGGCUGAGCUCUACCAGAAAGCAAAGAAGAGUGUGGCAGAGGCCUUCAGCACUGCUGGACUCGGAGUGUGGGUCUCAAAGCCCAUCGAAGCAGAUGAAUUCGAGCUUGUGCUCUGAAGUGUGACGGGCUAAUUUUUGCCAUUGUAUGUGUAUUUCCAUUGAGAUCAUUCACACAACGUGCGUGGGUUCUCUAUGAUGAGAACUACAUUCUUCCUGCUCAGGCUGGCCAAGCAGCUGCAUUUUUGUGUCCAAACAGAUAUGUUGAUGUACCUCGUAGAACACUUUUUUUUUUAGGUUUUGCAAUUCACUUUGACAGGUUGGGGGUUGUUUUCAAAUGGGUUCAUAGCACAUGAGUUGCAUCUUUCAUUCAGACAUCACCAGAAAUCUGCUUUGUUAUGCACCUUUAGGUCCCUUGAUUUGCUUAGAUCAUUACAUUAUUGAAACCGAGGUGUUGUUUGACCACCUGUGGAUACAUUUGUUAGUCUCUGUGCAGCGGUGAAUCUGUACGCAAAACUUUGUCCGGGAACAAAACUGGAUGUGGCCAGACUAAUUGUCAUGCAUAUUUCAAAAUGUAGCAAUCUUGCAGCAAGGGUCACCUGCCUGUUACUGUUCCUUCAUUCUGGUUCUUAACACCGUGCAGUUAUACUCCUGUGUAUGGGUUAUGUGAAAUGCAUCACACUUCUAAAUAUUUUAGUUCACAUAGAGUAAGGUAUCAGAUCAUAUUUGUACAUAGCAUAUUGUCAUUUACCUUGUCUUUUUUUUUUUUUUUUUCAUAUGUCUCACUCAAGCAAAGAUAUGAAUCCAUACAAGUGAGUUACGAUGUGUGAGGUGCAUAUCUAGCUGUUGCCAUGAAAGGCUGUGUAAAUCAAAUUUCACAGGCCACAGGUAUUGUACAUUGAAAUGGAAAUCUGCUCCUCCUCUGUAAGUUCACCAUCCGCUUUUCAAAUAGAAACUUGCAUAAAUAGGCAUUGCGAUUAAAGUCACUUCACAUUUGCUUGGUCUCCUCAUGGUAGUUUAGAAAUUUCCACAAAUGCAAGUUUACCUGGCUGUCGCGCUUGUUUUCAGUGCGGCUCUUAUGGCGCACACGUCUCUACCAUGAAGACCUUGCCGAUCUGCAUUUUGGGCAACUCACAAGUACGCCAUAAAGUGCCGCUAUGGGCCAAAUAAAUCUGAUUCCUAACUAGUUAACGCCACCGCAGUCUAUGCAUCUUGCAUCGUAUUAACAUACGUCUGAGCUUGAAGGUGACACCACUUACUCUUUCGAGAUGUGAACUUUGCGCGUACUUCCAAAAAAAAUCUUUGUUUUGUUUGGUACGUAGUGGUACUAGAAGGCAAAUUGUGUGUCAAGCAUCAUCAGGCAUAUGGCCAUCAUUAUCAUUGUUUUUGUCCAGACUGUAAUCCUGAAGUGUGUUGUCUGCACUGAAAAAGGAAAAAAGGGGCUCCUGUUUUGACUACAAAGGUUCUGCUUUUACAUAUUUGCGUACGCAAAAAGCUGUCUGUUUGAUUGUACUUGAACGUUUUCAUUAGCUUUGCAUUGAUGAUCACAUCCCGUACAUCACUUCUCGGUACUUACAUUUUCUGACAUCAGCGCAAGGUAGAUACUUUUUCGGAACCAACGAUACUGCUGGUAUACUAAGAAUGCAUACCCCCAUACAAGUCCUUUUCAGCUCUUGGACACUUGCAAAAGCCUAUGGAUUCCUCUGUGUUCUAUGGAACUAAAAGUCAUGUAUGCAGGCACUUGCAUCAUUGCAUAAAGUACAUUAAUAUGAAACAUU
This is a messenger RNA of Ornithodoros turicata, 3881 nucleotides long. RefSeq names its product double-stranded RNA-specific editase 1-like (gene Adar). NCBI's taxonomy places the organism in Eukaryota, Metazoa, Arthropoda, Arachnida, Ixodida, Argasidae. Bases 205 to 2223 code for a protein of 672 amino acids. Gene Ontology annotation, biological process: RNA processing; adenosine to inosine editing. Gene Ontology annotation, molecular function: tRNA-specific adenosine deaminase activity; double-stranded RNA binding; double-stranded RNA adenosine deaminase activity. The transcript has 5 exons. The record is from RefSeq and is a predicted model, not a curated record. Gene Ontology annotation, cellular component: nucleolus; cytoplasm.